AGAGAGAGGGAUGUUGGUGUUUACUUCGGGAGGGAGAGAGAGAGGGAGACAGGUGUGUGUGUGUGUGUGUGUGUGUGUGUGCGUGUGUGUGUGUGUGUGUGUCUGUGUGUGUGUGUGUGUGUGUGUGUCUGUGUGUGUGUGUGUGUGUGUGUGUGUCUGUGUGUGUGUGUGUGUGUGUGUGUGUGUGUGUGUGUGUGUGUGUGUGUGUGUGUCUGUGUGUGUGUGUGUGUGUGUCUGUGUCUGUGUGUGUCUGUGUGUGUGUGUGUGGUCAGGUGUUUCAUUUAGUUUCAUUUAUUAGGGUAUUGCAUGCAGCAGCUGAUCUUCCUGUGUUUUUUGGUUUCAAUACCUUUCUCAAUUGUGAAAAAACCACAGGUCCCUCCAGCCAUGACCCACACCUCCUCCUCUGUUCCCUUGCUAGCCUCCACUCUGAGUGACAUCACUGGAGUUUCCCUUGGCAGCGAGAUUUAUAUAACAGCAACAGUGAGAGUAUCAGUCAAUCAAUCAGCAGGCCUGUCACUACCUACUACCUUCAAAACACAGUCAACCUCUAAUACCACUGUGGGAACUUAGCUACUGAAGUUAUUCUAAGUUUACCAACUUGUAUACCUAUCGCAAACCAGCUUGAUUGACAUUGGAGCUCCAGGCUUCUCUUGGAUACUAAGGACAUUGACGGAAGGUUCUACUAUACGAUGGCAGGUGAUUGCAGCAGAGUGAUGUUAGACGUGGAGAGUGGCCCUGUGUACCCAGCAACGACCGUGACCCUGGUACGGGAGAAGUCCACACACCGGUGGAGGCUGUGUGGUGCCCUGCUGGCCAUGGCAUUGUGUGUCUCAGCUGCACUCUUCGUUACCUGGCACGCCAAGAGACAAGAUCAGGUCGAGGAAGUUGAUGAACUUCAGCAUACACUGAGACAACUCUCUGUAAACAGAAAGGCUGCCAUUCAUCUAGAAGGUGAGUACAACUGCAGUGGAAAAUACAAGACCACAGUGGAGUGGACAGACAAUGAGGGCCAGGGAAUCUCACAGGGGGGUCUUAACCUCAACAACAACGAGAUUGUGAUCCCCCAGCCGGGCCUAUACUUCGUCUACAGCCAGGUCUCUUUCCGCGUCAGCUGCAAGGCCGACCCCAAGCACCCUAACAACCAGGAGAUGGUUCACCUGAGUAACACGGUCACGCGCUGGUCCCCAAGCUACGGCACCGAAGACAACAAGGAGUACCUGAUGCUGCUCAACUCUGUACGCACCGUGUGUAAGAAGUCUUCCAACAGCGAGGCGAGCGAAGGACAGUGGUAUAAUGCAGUGUAUGUGGGAGCCGUGUUCAACCUGGAGAAGGGAGACAGGCUCCGGACAGUCACAGAGAACAGGCUUCUGCCGCAUCUGGAGAGUGGCGCUGGGAAAAACUUCUUUGGCGUGUUCGCCUUGUGAGACGGACGAAAAUGGCAUGACAAUAGAGAGGAAGGCUACGUCCCAAAUCACCCUAUACUUUAACUAGCGGUGCACUAUAUAGGGUGCAGUUUGGGACGUAGCCUCAGUGUAAGGGGGAAAAGGUUCAUACAGUAGGAGGGGUUAAACAGCUAAAUCCAUGAA
Molecule: messenger RNA, 1586 nt
Organism: Oncorhynchus kisutch (coho salmon)
Lineage: Eukaryota; Metazoa; Chordata; Actinopteri; Salmoniformes; Salmonidae
Product: tumor necrosis factor-like
Exons: 4
Coding region: 690-1424 (244 amino acids)
Biological process (GO): immune response
Cellular component (GO): membrane
Molecular function (GO): tumor necrosis factor receptor binding
Source: RefSeq, a predicted model, not a curated record